AUGCAGAUCAAAUCAACCGAUCACAGCCUCAAGUCCAUCCUCGAUAAAUUCCGACCGGAUGUGAGAAUAUUCGAGGAUAUCUAUCGCAAAUUACACAAUUCCCCCGAGCUAUCCGGUCAGGAAAAAGAGACAUCCGAGCUCGUCGCGAAAUUCCUGAAUAAACUGGGCUUCGAGGUGCACACUCACAUUGGUGGAUAUGGCGUCGCGAGUGUGCUCCGAAACGGAAGCGGUCCCACCGUCCUGUUGCGCGCCGACAUGGACGCCUUGCCCCUUCACGAGAAGACCGGAGUGCCGUACGCGAGCCACAAAACCGUCAAAGACAAGGAUGGAGUGACACAACCGGUGAUGCACGCCUGUGGGCAUGAUUUUCACGUCGUGGGUCUCUUGGCCUCUGCCGAGCUCCUGCACGCGGCUCGCCAAUAUUGGUCGGGCACCUUGAUUUGCAUCUUCCAGCCGGCCGAGGAGCAACUGUCCGGUGCGCAGGCUAUGCUUGACGAUGGGUUAUAUGAGAAAAUUCCGAAACCGGAUGUCGUUCUGGCUCAGCAUGUCAUGCGACAGCGGGCAGGGACGGUCACCGUCCGGCCUGGUCGGUUAUUGACGGCGGCCGAUGCUUUUGACGUCCGUGUCUACGGACGUGGCGGCCACGGCUCGGCCCCUCAUACCUGUAUCGAUCCCAUCGUGAUCGGUGCGGCGAUUGUGACUCGGCUGCAAACUGUCGUAAGUCGGGAGGUGAUUCCCGGGGAAUUGGCCGUGGUGAGCUGCGGUAGUAUCCAAGCUGGCAGCACGCCGAACAUCAUCCCCAGCCAUCUGGACCUGAAAAUCGGUGUCCGAACCUACGACCCGAAGGUGCGGGAACGGGUGAACGCGGCCAUCAGACGCAUCAUUGAGGCCGAAUGCGAGGCCGGAGGCGCCGUGCAGAAGCCGCUGAUCAAAUGCACCCAUUCCGCGCCCGCGACGAUCAAUGACGGCGAAAUGGUCAAGGCCUUGAGGGGGACCUUUGAAUCGUACUUCGAGGACAACUUGGUCGACGACGAGCCCGCAGCGGCCAGUGAGGACUUUUCUCUUCUGGCCACGACGGUGGGAGCGCCGUACGUGAUGUGGACGUUCGGCGGCGUCGACCCCCAAACGUGGGACGACGCGGUGGCCAAGGGAACGGUACACGAGCUGCCGAGUAACCACUCGCCUUUCUUUGCGCCGGUCAUUCAGCCGACUGUGCAGGUCGCCGUAGAUGCUAUGUCUGUCGGCGCUCUGACAUUCCUCAAGCAGACAUCUUAA
Messenger RNA from Aspergillus melleus, 1275 nucleotides. Its product is annotated as putative zinc metallopeptidase. Gene Ontology annotation, molecular function: hydrolase activity. The coding region runs from base 1 to 1275 and encodes 424 amino acids. The record is from RefSeq and is a predicted model, not a curated record. The transcript has 2 exons. Lineage: Eukaryota; Fungi; Ascomycota; Eurotiomycetes; Eurotiales; Aspergillaceae.